CUUCCGCUCUUUCGCUCUUUACGGCCAUCAAAAGAGAUUUGGGGCGGCGCGAGCUGGUGCGCCGUGCGACACACAUUCUGCGCCGCCGAGUCCUUGGGUCCCCGAAGCAUUCGCAGCAGCAGCAGAAGCGGAUUCGCAUUCGGAACUCUGUUUCAGAGUGAAUUUGCAACUCGAGAGUGACGGCACGACGGCGGCUAACGGAACAAGGCUCGGAUUUUCCGUGAAAGUGACUCGAGUGUGAAAUGAUAUUUUAAGAAACAAAGCGAAUCAGGCCAGAGCCAAAGUGCAAACAAAACGAAAAGUGUUCAGCAGCAAACAUCGCACCCACAAAAGGAUCGGGGCCCAAGGAGCCACAGACUGCACUCCAAUGCAGUCCCCACUGUAGCCCAGAGCAAAGAAUUUCCUUUCUUCGCCCAAACUGAAGCAAUUAACUGAAAAUGUAGCAGUGGCAAGAACAUGGCCCAACUGGAACACCAAAUGCCAUGCGAUGCAACUAGCAUAAAUAAACUGAAAGGAUUCCGUGAUUAGGACGUGUUGUACCCUAACGCUCUAAAUGCAGACGAUAUGGGCACAACAUGGCCUCAGCACAGAUACGACAUUUCUAUAACACACCAACAACAAUUUCUUCAACAACAACGACACGACAACUCUUACAACAAACACUGCAGCAGCAGCAGCACACGAACAACUGCAACAGGAACAAACGGAAGCAAUUUCAAAGCGAAACCUUUUUAUGCCACACAAAAACACAAAGAGAACCGGAGGCAGCAGCAGCAGCAAAAGCAAAAACAGCAACAUUAUGCCAGCCAGCAGAAGCAGGAAAAGGAGCAACAACAACAGCAGCAGCAGCAGCAGCAGCAGAGGCCGGGGGAGCUGCAACAGAUGAUGCACGAGCGUGGGAAAGUCAUAAAGGUGCAUCAGCCUGGCAAUGGACCACACCUGAGAUCGCUGCCACAAGCCACAAUCACGGAAUGCUGUCCGCAGCUGGCCGCCGGCAAGGACAGCCACAUCCUCUGGCAUUCGGCGGCAGGACACAUGAGGACGCUGCUACCACUCCUGCUACUGCUGCUACUGCAGCUAAACAGCAGCCAUGCCUGGCUCUGGCUGCUGUGGCCGCCUCUACAGGGACUUCUAAGCAGGCUGGCCUCAGCAGCAACACGACCGGUCCUCGCCUAUCACGCUUAUCUUCCAAUGCCAGUCAAGACUCUACGAAACCACAACGAAAGCUCCUCCAUCAAGAUGGGGCCUCGAACAGCACCAGCCCUGGCGAGAAGGCGGACACUCACAGUCCUCCUGCCCCAGUCAGCAUCUUCAUGGAUAUGCAGAAGUUUGCACGCUCUAUAUUUCCGCUUGUUAUCAUCUUCAAUCUGCUGCCCUUGUUCUAUGCAGAGUGUGAUCAGACAUUUGUGUCGCGGAUUGGUGGGCCACAGAAUGGCACCUUCUCGGCCCCGCUGCUGCACAACCAUCGCAAUCAUUCGCGCCAAUGCCUCUACACUUUCCUAGCAGGACCUGGCCAGCGCGUCGAAGUAGUUUUUAAAUCGUUUAGUUUAAGAGGAAGUCCACCAGACGGUUCGGCCGUCGGUGAAUUACCAAGCUGUGUUCAUGAGUACAUGGAUAUUUACUCGGAGGUGCAAUCGUCGGAGCCUGCGGAGCUUAUCAAUUCCCCAUUCGGUGGUCGGUACUGUGGCGCCAUACCGCCGCGUCGUCGCAUUUCCAUGUACCGCGCCGUUGCCAUUUCCUUUUUUAGCAACAAGAACGUGUCCACCGAUUUGUUCGAGGGCACGUUUAGGUUUAUAAAUGCAUCGGAAUAUGAAAUCGGCAUACCCAUUGCGGGAUCGCCAUGUUCCUACACGAUAACGCCGAGCAUGAGUGUGAAUAAAACCGGCACGCUCAUAUCGCCAACCUAUCCAGGUGCCUAUCCGAAGGAUAUGUCGUGCACAUAUCAGUUUCUUGGUGAAUCGAAUCAGAGAGUUAGAUUAGAGUUUCGUGAUUUUGAUCUAUUUUUUGGUGGACCACACUGCCCAUUUGACUAUGUGAAAGUGUACGAUGGUCCAGACAAUUCGUCAGCAUUAAUCGGUACAUAUUGCGGACAGCAAAGAAACUUAGUUUUGUAUUCGAGCGAGUCGAGCCUUUUUGUUCAUUUUUAUACGUUACCGCGCACCGCAAAUACCCAGAAUCGUGGCUUUAAAGGAUUUUAUGAAUUUAGCGAGGGUUUUGUUAAAUUAGAUUUUAUACGUGAAAAUGAUGGCAUUCACAUACGUGGCUCAGAAUGUGAUCAAAAGAUUUUAUCGAAGAAGGAGUCGACUGGCUUUGUGCUCUCCCCCAACUAUCCCUAUCCCUAUAUACCAAAAACUGUAUGUAGAUAUUUCAUCUAUGGCAUGCAGGAUGCCCAGCAUCUGGAGCGUGUGCGCCUCGAGUUUACCAGUACUUUCAACAUACCCCAAGUAAUGCACAAGGACAAGAGCGAAUCCAACUGCACGGAUGGCUAUCUGAAGAUCUAUCUGAAGGGCCAGGAGACGGCCGACGCGUACGACAAGUUCGACUACGAGCUCUGUGGCAACGAGACGCAGCGCGUGAUCAGCGAGGGGCCGCGCCUGGCCAUGGUCUUCAGCUCGGGGGAGCUGCAGGGCCGGGGCUUCAAGGGCAAGUACACCUUCGAGACGGAGUACAAGAUACCCGGCACUGCGGCUCCGGACGGCACCUGCAGCUUCACGUACGUGAGCAGCUCGAAGAAGCGCGGCGAGCUGAACAGUCCGCGCUACCCCUCGAACUAUCCGUCGGACACGAACUGCUCGUACCUGUUCCUGGCCGAGGCCAACGAGCAGGUGACCAUUGUAUUCGAUCACUUCAAGAUCAAGGCGGACAACAACGCGAAUGCCACGGCCGGUGCAUAUGGGUCGGGCGCCUGCUUUGAGGAUUGGCUGGAGAUGUAUGUCGUCUAUCGGGACAACAACGAUCGCCUGCUGGGCCGCUACUGUGGUCUGACAGCACCCGGACCCGUCGAGAGCCCCCGGGGUGCUGUGGGGCUGCGCAUCACACUGCACACGGACCAGGAGAGCGUGGCCAGCGGCUUCAAGGCGCGCUAUUUCUUCGAGUCUGCCAAGUCGGAUGCCGGCGACUGCGGCGGCAACUUCAGCAACGAGGACUCGGGCAUCAUCACCUCCCCCAACUGGCCGGCGGGCUACAAGGCGCCCGGUCGCGGCCUGGCCUCCAAUGCCUGCAAUUGGGUGAUGACCGCCCGACCCGGCUACAAGUUGUCCAUUCACUUUGAGCAGUUCGGCCUCGAAGGGGAUCCAGCAAAUCGCGGCUGUCCUGCGGCUGUGCUGAGGCUGUGGAUGAAUGUCGACUCUGACCAACCGCCCAUGGAAUUGUGCGGCGAGAAGCCGCCCAUCGAAUACUGGCACUACACCUCCACGGGCCAGACGGCACGCAUUAGUUUCACAACCAGCGACAAGACCGUAGGUGCCCAGGGCUUCCGCAUUGUGUGGACUGAGAUACAGGACUCGGGCCCGGGCCCGCCAUCCGUGGGCCUGCACUGCGAGUCCACCUACCACUUCCAGUGCGGCGCUGGCUACUGCAUCUCGGACAAGCUGCGCUGCGACGGCGUCAAGAACUGCGGUCCCGGCGACGAUAGUGACGAAUUGCACUGUACCACGGAAGCGGCCGAGGCGGAUCACGACGUUCUAAUUAUAAUAACACUAAUCGUCGUCUUGUCCCUAAUCUGUCUCCUAUGCACACUCUGUCACUCCAGAAGAAACCGUAGGAACCAUGUGCGCCAAUUGGGCCUGCAUCGGAAUGCGCACUACGACUCACAGACCAGUGCAACGGCGGGUCUCAGCUCCAGUCGGAGGCAUUUGCAGAGUGGCGGGGCUAGUAUAGCGGGCAGUUUGCAUGGCAUCAACAGCGGUAACCUGAUCAUACCACCAGCCCCAUUGCCGCCGACGAGCGUGCCACCGCCGCCCCACAUAUGCAUUGCCGGCGUAGACAUGGGACACGGCCUGAUGUCCAACGGAGAGGAUGACGACGAUGAUGAUCUGGACUUGGACGAGGACGAUCUGGUCGCGGACAUAUUCAUCAACGAUGUGCAUUUCGAUGAGGACAACAUCGAUCAUGUCAACCAAAUGGCGAACGUUUAACGAUGGUUUAGAGCAUUUUUAGGCAUUUUUAUCGUGACUUUCAGUUUCGGUUUUAAGACGCAUUUAGACUAAGGCUAACUAGGUAAAUGGCGAACAGAGCAACUUUGCAGAGCAAGUGAAGUAGUUUUACAUAUAGUACACAGAUACACUGCAGAACACAGAUACACUCGGACACGUGGUCGAGCCAAGGAGACAAGAUAAACGACAGAUAAACUGGACAGAACAGAACAGAAGCAGAACAGAAGCAGAAACAGUAAUUCAAAAGUUAACAAUACCUAAAAGACAAGAAAUUAUGCAAAAAUGCGAAUUGAUUAAGACAUAUAUUUAAUGAGCGAGCGGAGGAUCUAUAGAGGUAGUAGGUAUUAGAGGAUGAGGAAAACGAUGACGCUAAAUAAGUACAGUAGGGCGAUCAUAUUGUAGUUGCGAUUAACACGAUUAGCGAGGCGCGCGUUUCAAUAGCAGAAGAAACCGAAGGAUGGAAAGAAUAGGAAGGAUGGGAAGCAACAAACAAAUAAUAGCUACAUUUAAAUAUACUAUAUUAUACACAUAGCGAAAUACGUAUGGCGCAUGGAGAGAGCGCAGGGCGACAGACGGACAGAUGUGUAAAAAGCGAGAAGUAGAGGAAGUGGAAGUGCCGGAAGUACGAUCAUUUUCAUAGCCACAAGAGACCGCAGACAAGGGGAAAACCAAACAAAAAACAAAAAAAAAAUAAAGUUGUUGAUUUUUAUAUUUGAUACGAGUAAUAUUUAGGUGAAGCAUAAAUUGAAUUAAUUAUACAAAAAGCGAGACGAUGAGCGUUAGCGCCAAUAAAUGAAUACACAUUCUCGCGAACCAAAAUCGAUAGAUAAAACCAAUACAGAAUAGAGGCAGCAGCAACACACUAAAGGGCAUAAAACAAUAAUAAUUAACUACCUAAUCAUAUGCGCAUGACAUGACUCCUUAUUUACACAUUUUGUACGUACAAUACAACAAAAAUCUUCGACACUUGAAGCUACACAAAAAUCAAACAUACAACAAACAAAAAACAAAAAACAAGAACAAGAACCGCAGUGGCGAGAGGUGGAGAAAUGCAUAAAUAAAAGAAUUAGUGACUAUCAAAACUGUAUCUUCCAGCAAAGAGUAAAAGCGCAGAGUUAAAUAAUGCUAGAUCGAGGAGUUUAUAAGCGAAGGAAAUUAAAUAAAGCAUUCAUUAGCGGCCCCAAAAAUGGUAAAUAUUUAAUGGUAAAUGGAUUCGAGAAACGGAAAUGGGUUGGAGAUAAAACGGGAUAAAUUCAAAGAUUUUUGUCUAUUUAAGCACAUUUUUAUAAACAUUUAAGGCGAACAAAAUAUUUAUAAAAAUGUAUACGCUAAAGGGAACGAUAAUAAUAAAAUAAAUUAUACAAGAAACUAAACUAAAAUGAACUAAACACAAAUACAAAUCCAAAUACAAAUCGAGGAAUCAAUUUCAAUUUAAUUUCUAUUUCGCCAAACCAUGAUUUGGCAAUCGUUUACAUCCAACUAUUAUUAUAUUAUAGUGUUCAUUUAUUGUAUGGUAAUUAUUUUUAUAUUUAUGUGUAUAUUUUAAGGUUUCGUUCAGUCAGUUUCCUCCGUUUUGGAGCUCUCAAUCGAUAGUAAAUUCCCUAAUGUUUCGUAAAGUAAAAUGAAUAAGUAUUGGUUUCAUAGCGCACGUACGUUUUGCAACAGAAAGCAUUCGAAAUUAAAGAAAAUGGCUUAAAUCAGCGAAGGAAACAUAAAACCGUUUAACGUAAAAACCAUUUAUAAUAAACGUAUGUAGGUGUUACAAAUGCUAAAUUAAUAAAACAAAAAUAAAUAAGUAAUGAGUAAAACAGAAAGUAAAUACAAUUACCUUGAGGAAGUAAAACGUUGUUAAAUUGUUGCAUUAAAAGCGCAUAAUGAUCAAGUAAAUCCUAAGAAAUAAUUCGUAUAAAAAACUUUAGUUUAAGUGUACAAAUUUUGUUGUUGUAUUGCAUAAAACCAAAUAUAAAAAAAGGAGGAAGAAACCCAGAAACAAACAAUUCAAUUAGUUAAUAAACAAAAUCGGAAUUUGUGUUUUAGCAAUAAAAAUUACAAAUAAAUUAAAAAGGAAAUAGUACUAAAGCAGAAAACUAAUGAAAAACGCAAAUAAAAUGUUCGAGAAAGCAAGCCCCAAUGAAACCUA
Messenger RNA from Drosophila pseudoobscura, 6294 nucleotides. RefSeq names its product cubilin. NCBI's taxonomy places the organism in Eukaryota, Metazoa, Arthropoda, Insecta, Diptera, Drosophilidae. Gene Ontology annotation, molecular function: protein binding. Gene Ontology annotation, cellular component: plasma membrane. The transcript is spliced from 18 exons. The record is from RefSeq and is a predicted model, not a curated record. The coding region runs from base 576 to 4136 and encodes 1186 amino acids.